UAUAUUUAGACUAAAAUAACCUGUAAACGUAUUUAUUUUGGGUCACACGUCCACAAUUUGGAUUAUUUAUACAAUAUUUAAUGUUCUAACAGUAGGAUUUGUUAAAUAUAUUACUGUAUUUGAAUAUAUUUACCACUUAAUGCUUGCAGUUCUAAUUUUGAUAUAUUUUAAACGGCUUCCAAAAAUGCUUUGGAAUUAAAUAUUGUUAUCAGUCAACAUAACCUUACUUUUCUCAAUGUUUUUUAUCCUAAAUGAUAUAAUCAAUAUUUUACUAUCAUCAUUGACAUUAUAACAGGAUGAUAAUGAUGAUAAUACUUUGUUGAGUAUCAGUUUAUAUUAUUUGGAUCCCAUUGCAAUAAUAAUUUGAAGUCUGGGUUAAUUAUGUGGUUAAUUAAAAUAUACUAAUUACAAUUAACAUUGAUCUUGUUGACUGCAAGUAAAUAGGCUAUGUUUACAUCUACAUAACAUAUAUACAAUAACUAAUUUUGUUUCAUGUUGUGAUAUGUCUACAUACUCAUAUACACAUUUUUGGGAAGUUAAUAAAUGUUAUUUAAAGUAGGCCUAUUAAUAAACUUAGGCCUAAACAAAGUACAGUACAUAUCUAAUUUAACAAUGGUUUUAAGAUAUUAAAGCUAGCCUAUGCUAAGCGCAAAAUUAUUAAAAGAAAUGGCAGGUUUCAUAUUGAUAUCAAAGUGGAGAGUAUUUUAUGUAUGUUGUACUGUGUAUAAUCUGUUAAACAUUUAAAAGUUAUCUAAUCUGUCUUAAGUUGCUUGUAAAAAUGAAUGUAAAAUUAAUUAUUGCAUUAGUGGUAAAAAGUGCGUAGAGUGGAUGUUUUGUCUUUUAUUGUGCAUCAAGAUGACGCAAGACUGCUACGGAGCAUCUCUUAACAGAUAUCCUACAUCCAAAUGGGGGUCUAGAAACCAAAAAUGCUGCUGUCUGAGGCAAAUGGGGUGUUUUGGUAGCAAAGACAAGCUGUCCAAGGAGGACAUGGACUUCCUCAAAUCCCACACGAGAUACGACGAGGCCACCAUCAAAGAGUGGUACAAGGGUUUUAAGCAAGACUGUCCAAAUGGAAGACUCACACCUGCCAAAUUUGUUGACAUGUACAAGAUGUUCUUCCCCAGUGGUAAUGCAGAAGAGUUCUGUGAUCACGUCUUCAGGACAUUCGACAUGGACAAAAAUGGCUAUAUUGAUUUUAAGGAAUUCCUGUUGGCCAUUGACGUAACCUCGUCGGGAACACCUGAAGAAAAGCUCAAGUGGGCAUUUAGGAUGUAUGAUGUUGAUGGCAACGGCGUAAUAGACAUCCAAGAAAUGACCAAAAUAGUUCAGGCGAUAUAUGACAUGCUGGGAGCGUGUUCGUCCAACCGACCUGCAGAUUCCGCAGAGGAACGCGCCAAAAACAUCUUUGCCAAGAUGGAUGAGAAUAAUGACGGCCAACUAACACAAGACGAGUUCCUCAAAGGGUGUCUCCAGGACGAAGAGUUAUCAAAAAUGCUUGCACCAUAAUGAACUAAAAAGCGUACUUUGGGAUAUCACCUCUCUUCUACAUUUUGGAAUGGGUGUAGUGCUCUAGAUUACAUUCAUGCAUCAACAUUUUUUAUGUUUUAUUGAAUAAGUCAAGCGACCAGCUUCAGAGGUUUUUGGACAAAAGAUUGGUUUGUUUAAAACGUUUGUUGUUUGUUUCAUGAAUUUUCCUGUGAAGUAAUAAGGGUGCUUGCUUGCCAAAUAAGAAUAUGCGUUGCAAAAAUAUUAUACCGAUUUACUGAACUGUCUUUGACACGGAAUUAUGUUUUGUUGUUGUUAAUUAUUUGUUACAGUUUUGAAUGUCGUAAGAGAUACUCUAUUACAUUCCAUUGUUCCGGUACGAAUCGGACUCUUACUCGGAUCCUUCUCUGUUCGUCUUCCGAACACAGUCCUCGUUGUCAUCAAUUUGAAAUUUCACCUUUCGAUGCCAGUUUAUUGUUCUUGCUAGCGCUUCUAAAAUUCCAACCUGUGUGAAAGUCUUAACAGUUCAUUGCUAGGAUGCAAAGUAGAUAUAUUAGCUGACACAAAUCUAAGUUUAUGAUUACAUUUAUAAAAAAAUAUGACAGUAAAUACCAAACCUAGGACUUAUGCCAUUUUAUAAAAUAAUGCAAUCAAAGUUUAUAACAUGUAAAUGUUGAUUUAAUGUAAUUUUAAAAUAAUUUAAUUGUUUAAUCAGGUCUCAGUGGAAGCUCAUCCGUAGCAUAUUUUUAUAUAAAUAAUGACAUAAAUUUUCAAGAAAAAGAAAAAGUAAGAAAAGUUUGUUAGAGCAUAUUUACAGUGCUCUUGUAAUUAGCUGGACUGUUGCCAGAGUAUUGUCAGUUCUGCUCAGUCUAUUGUUGAUACCUAGUGGCUGGUGCGGUGCGGACAGUUUUUAUUGUCUCCGUUGCGUACAUUGUUGAUACCUAGUGGCUGGUGCGGUGCGGACAGUUUUUAUUGUCUCCAUUGCUUAGUGGAAUCAUCUCAGUUAUCAUGCUUUUCUUAAAUUGUUGGUCACAGUGUUAAAACUCUAUGCACGGAAUAAGAUCCAAACCAUCAACAUUGAUUUAAACUUAACAAGUGAGUAAUUGAAAUAUUUCUUUUUUUGUCAAUUUUUGGGUUGGAAAGUUGGUUUCCUGACCCUGUGAUGUGCUUUACCACUGAUAUCUGAUAAAUCAGUUAUGAUCCUGCACACAUUUUUUUUAUGAAGGUUUAUGAGUAAAUUUGUGUUGGUACACUCUAUGAUAAAUUACAUUAUUUUAAGGUUGCUUUUUAAAUGUUAAGACCUAUUUCAAGUUUUUAUUGAAGCCAACUUGAAAGAUUCAUCCUAGAAUGUGUGAACUAAUACCAACCUACAUAUUGCAUUGAUAAGUAAUAUUUUGUCAAUUAUUUGAUGGAGUAUUACUUUAAAUACUUAAUGUGAAGUAAAAUUGUAUGGAAAUUUAUGACGAAUGAUUUUUAUUGUAAGCUAAAUGUACAUGCCAUUUCUGAUGGACCAAAUAAUCUCAAAACUUAAGCUUUCUUUAGUGAUAGAGGAAAAUGAUUUUUAUACAUUUUCACUGCAAUGUGUUUGUGUGUAUAUUUAUUAAUUGUCACUUAUUCAGAUCUUUUGGUGACACAACUUUUGACUAAAGUAAGUUGUCCUCAAAUGAUGUUUUAAAUUUGCACUCUAAAAGUCCACUUGAUAAAAUGGAUAAAAUUUGUGGAACAUCAUAAAAUAGCUUACUUUGCCUAAAUAAUUUGAUUUCAUGUGUAUAUUUAUUACCAGUGUGUAUCAAACUAAAUAGGUAGUUUAAUUGUUUCAGAUUAAUGUAAAAAUAAUAUUAAUGUGGAUAAUGUUUUAUUUGUAAUAUCUUAAAACUAAUCUUGUUUAUAUUUGAAUUUAUCAUUAAAUAUAUGUUAUAAAUCAAAAAAUAUAUGUCCAUCAUAUUUGUUCUUCCAGAUUAUUUAAAUUUUAAACUAUCUCCAGUAAAGUUAUGGCCUAACUUAUAACACCAUUGAUAAAUAAAGAUUUGUAAGUAAAAUACUAUAAAAGGUUGAAAGAUGAUGUCAGAUUUCAAGUGGAUUUUGAAGUGCUGCAAUCAAGCAAACCGUUGUAUUUCAAAGUAUACUUCACAAUUAAGUAAUGCUUUUUGUAUCGUCAUAAUUUUUAUGAAAGGAACUUUCUUACCAUGGAAUUGACACAGUUUAUAGUCAAUUAUACAUAAUAGCACUUUUAUAUUCCUUAGUGUUGUUACAACUUGUUGUAUUCAUUUUUAGUAACCAUAAUUGAAUUCUUUAUUACAUACGAAGCUAAGGAAACUAAGAAAUUGUAUCUGUCUGAAUAGGAUGCCAUAUUUUGUGCCAUUGAAUUAUUUUCAACCAGUUGCCUAUUUUUAAGAUGAAUAUAAAUUACAUAUAGUGUAAAUUAGAUCAAUUUUAUAUAUUUUGCAAUAAAUUGAAAAUUUAUAUUGAUAUUGAAAUUACUUGUUAAGUCUGAAGUGAGUAAACCAUAAUGGCUAUUCAGAAAACAACUUCCAUUUCAACAAAGUAGAGAAAGAGUUAAUUUCAAUUUGUUUCUUUGUUUUCCACACUGCCAACAAGUAAAAGACGACAUUGGUGAUAAACGGAAUCUUGGGAGCUAAAACUUUAUAGCUUUGUAAUUAACUGACCCUUGUAUAUAUAUCUGGUGGAAAUUUUGUUCUAUAUGCUGCGUUGGAGAAUCCAAAUGUGAUUAUUUUAAGCGUGAUUUGAAAUACAUCAAGAACUCUAUGCCUUAGACAUUUAAGUAUCAGUGCACACCUUUCAAUAUAACGAAAAGCAUUAAUCUUGAAUUAAUGGGCAAAUAUGAACACUAGUAUUAUAGAAGCCUGGAAUGAAGUCUAAAGGUAUAUUCUCCAUUAUCUGCAGUAUUAUUGUUGAGGGCCAAAGCAAUACUUGUAUGUGAUAAGAAAUCUUGAUUAAAUAUAUUUCUAUAAUCACUUGGUGUCCUUUAUCAGUGGUUUAUUUAUUAAAAUUAUUAUUAAGAAUAAGGAGUUAUAUUUUACUGUAUAAAGACUACACAAGAAUUUGUACGCUCAAUCUAAAUAUAUCAUUUACUUAUAUUUUUCGAUGAUACAAGUUAGAAAUCAUAAAAAUAUAAAUUUGCCAGCAGUAUGUGGAUGAAACUAAUGUUGUACGUGCAUUUAAAAAUCCACCAAAAUUUCAUUGCAUAAUCUGUACCAUUCAUUUGACAUUAUUUUGAACAAAGUGUUAUUAAUAAAUGUAUAUUUGUCUAUAUGCAAAUUUGUUUAUAAUGGAAUUAACUUUCUAAAUAGCAUUCUGGUUUACUACUGAAUGGCAUUUUUAGAAGGGGUUCAAGUAUAUACGAUAGGUUGUUUUAUCUUUCUGUUGUGAUUACCAUAUGUCUUCAUGAGUUUCACUUUCUCUCCUGAUUUAAAUCAGCAUUAUUUUCUCAUCCUUGCAUUGAGCAGUCACCUGGCAAAUUAUAUCAUAUUACUGUGUAAUGUGAAGAAAAUCAAUAUAUUUAUUGGCUGGUUAAAAUUGUUUUUAAAAUAUCAACACUCACUUAUUUGUUGUGAAAAUAAUGAUUAUGAGAAUAGUAAUAUGAGAUCCUAACAAAUUUUUUAUUUCCAAUUUUUAUUCGUAAUUCCAUAUCUAAUCAAACAUAAAGAAAUAGUUGGGAUCAAAUUGUACAUUAGAUGUUUAUUUUUUGUUUUAGAUUUAUUUUUAAUUUAAUCACGACCCUUGUUUAAUGGGAUGUAUAAAAAAGUUAUUUUAAUAAACACAACAAAUUAUAAUCAUGGAAGAAAAUUUGUUAUAUUGGUAGCCAUUUGUUGCUUAUAAAAUAAAACCGUCUGAUAUUUUAACUGUUUUAAUUCAUAAUUUUUACUCUGAUCAAAAAUCUACUUUAAAAUCUAGAACUUAAAAGAAUCCUUGAAAGGGAAUGAGAAGUUUGCUGAGAGGAAGUUUUAUGGCGUAAAAUGGAAAUGUUGUUGGGUAAAAUACUUAUAUAAUAUAAUAGACAAUCAAUACUACCAUUAGCUAUCUAUUGUUUGCUACGAUGUCAACACUAAUACAUUGAUGGUUAAUUAUUGUCGUUUUGUUUGAAAUUGACAAGUUAUUGUAUAUUUAGUGGGCCUACUCCAGUAGUGAUCAGAUGUACAUAAAUAAAGACUGAUAUCUCUGCACAAAACCAAACUACAGAUCAAUUUUGUGUUCUUUACUUGUUCAUAGUGAACAAUAAUUAUAUAAAAAAAUCUUCAUUAAGUUUAUCAAUAAAAUUUGUGAUGAGCGUAAUAACUCAAUGUAUUUGGUGACAGUUAAAUUUUUUUUAAAUGGUUACCAGUUUAGUUACCGCAUUAUAUUUAGAAGGGGGUUUCUCCUUUUGUAUUAGUAUUUAAAUAGUUUUUAAAAACUGCUUAGUUUCAUAGGUUAGUAAUUUAAAAUAAAAUAAAAUCUUAAAAUAGAGUAUAUUUCGCUAAAUAUUUAAUUUGUAUAAAUCUAUAAGUGUAGUAUUACAUAAAUAAUAAUGUAUCAACAAAUUAUUUUAAAAAAGGAUUAAACAGUUAUCUUACAUAAAAUUUGAGAUGAAUUAAUUUCUAUAAUUUGUUGAUUACUGGUCAUAUAGUAUUUAUAUAAAGUUAGUGCAAUAAAAAGAAGCUUUAACAUUUCACAAGCUAUCGUUAAGAUUUAAUCAGGCCUUUUUAUUAUAACAUCAGGCGUUUAAAAUAAGUUGUAACCAUUAAUUUUUAAAUAUUUUAUUUUUUAUUUAUGUUAAAAAAAUCUUAUUGUUAUUUAUUGAUUGUUAUCGAGUAAAGUAAUUUAAUAGAUUAAGUUUAAGGAGGUAUGUGAAUGUGCAUGUUAUGUUGGCACACAUGAUGUAUUUGAGAAAUAGAAUCCGCACACUUUAGCAUUUCAUGACAUUUUCUAUGUACAAGGACUUGAUUGUUAUUACUUUGUGCUAAAAGUUGUAUUUAUAUAAUGUGAACAGCCCAAAAAGUGUUAGUUGCUAUUUUCUUAGUAUAUAAUUGUAGAAGUUUAGUUAAUAUCAAGUAACGGUACUUAAUUAUAGUUUCUUUGGCAAUUACAUUGCGUAGUCUAAUAUCGUUGUUGUUUGAAACAACAAUGGCACAAAAUAUUUAUACCCGUUGUAGAAUCAAAAAUGCAAGUUGAUCCUUGCCGUUUUAAGUAGAUUUCAAAAGCUCACAAAAUUCCACCACAAGUUCACAGAUGAUGCAAGUUCACUGCCCUCUCCUUCUUUGUAGGGGGGGAGGGAUGCAGCAAAUUCUGGAGUCCCUUCCGUCCUACCGUCUGCAAGUAAUCAGUCAUUAUCUAAAUUCGUUACUAUCCAAUUACAAGAUUUCUUACACGGAUGAUGGAUUUAUUUUGAUGGCUUGUAAGAAGGAAAUAAGGUUAAUUUGUUUUUAAAGGUAUUGAAUGUACAAUCUAAAAUUAAUAUUUGUGCAGUAAAAAUUUAAAGCCAAUCUGCAGCUUUUGAGUAUUUAAUUUAAUUGUCAUCUUGCAACAUUUACUUACAACUCAUUACAAUUUGUUAAUUUUACUCAUGGUGAGUUUUAUCUUAUACCACCUUUAAUCUAUUCAAAUAUUAGGAUGGUAAGUAGUUAAUGAAAGUAACAUUUAAAUCAUGCAAUCCAAAUUAGACUCAUUGGGAAUUUUUUGAACCAUGCAGAAAUCUUGUAAAUUGUUUGUGCAAAUAAUAUUAACAAAUAAGUUUUAUUUGCAUGCUAAACUCGAUAAAAUCCAUCCCAGUCCUGUAAUCUACUUCUCACUGGUGGGCGAGUCAGUUGUCAAGAUGGCACAUUUUCUGCACACUUUUAUAUUUUUGUACUUAUCUUUCUUGUGCACAUAUGUAUAAACUGUAACUAUUUAUAUAUAUUUUUAUGUAUCUGUAUUUAUUGUGUCCAUUUUUUGUGUUCCUCCCCUGUACGGAUUUUAUUGUAAAUUUGGUUUGGAACCCGAAGUGUACAUUGUGACAUGAUGGCAAUCUUACAAUAACAUUUUGAUGUUUAAAA
Molecule: messenger RNA, 7514 nt
Organism: Homalodisca vitripennis (glassy-winged sharpshooter)
Lineage: Eukaryota; Metazoa; Arthropoda; Insecta; Hemiptera; Cicadellidae
Product: neuronal calcium sensor 2
Exons: 6
Coding region: 829-1506 (225 amino acids)
Molecular function (GO): calcium ion binding
Source: RefSeq, a predicted model, not a curated record